Messenger RNA from Xiphophorus hellerii (green swordtail), 1839 nucleotides. It is a transcript of the gene kng1, whose product is annotated as kininogen 1. Gene Ontology annotation, molecular function: cysteine-type endopeptidase inhibitor activity. Gene Ontology annotation, biological process: negative regulation of endopeptidase activity; negative regulation of blood coagulation; positive regulation of cytosolic calcium ion concentration. The record is from RefSeq and is a predicted model, not a curated record. Bases 24 to 1358 code for a protein of 444 amino acids. Lineage: Eukaryota; Metazoa; Chordata; Actinopteri; Cyprinodontiformes; Poeciliidae. Gene Ontology annotation, cellular component: extracellular region; blood microparticle. The transcript is spliced from 9 exons.
GAUCAGGAAGGGUUGUCGCCAGGAUGCCCUCUCUCUCCCUUACUAUUCACACUGGCAAUCGAGCCUUUGGCAUCAGCUAUUCGUCUCCAUCCACGAAUCUCUGGAUCACGGUGGGACCCACAGAGCACAAAGUUUUUCUAUUCGCCGACGAUGUUAUUUUAUUUCUAACAGAUCUGAAAAACUCAAUUCCGGCGUUGAUGGAAGUGAUCCAGGAAUUUGGGAGAGUCUCGGGCUACAAACUGAGUAAAAAGGCGAAGCAGUCACCAACGUGCAGGAUGAGCAGCGCAGUGGGGCUGUUUGUCGCCGCUCUGCUGUGUUUCUGCAGCUCUGCGUUCGGGCAGGCGGCCGUGGACGGCCAGCAAGGCGUUCUGGUUUUCUGCGAUGACCCGUCAGUGCAGAAGGCCGUCACCAGCGCCUUGCAUGAGUUCAACAGCAAGCUGACCGUCGGACAGAAGCUGGCUCUGUUUGAGAUCAGAGUGGCCAAGAAGACAGAGGACGUAUCCGACUCCAUGUACUACCUGGAGUUCACCAGCAGGAGGAGUGACUGUCCAGCAGGGGGCAGCAAAAACUGGACAGACUGCGACUAUCUUCCCACCGGAUCUCUGGCAGCGAUUUCAUGCAACUCUACAGUCCACAUGAAUGAGAAAGAGACCGUCACUAAAGAGGUGUAUUGUAAUGUUGACGGCUACAUUUCCUCAGAGAAAGCGACGUGUUUGGGCUGCCCUGUGGAGAUUGAAGGAAACUCAGAGGACCUUAAAGUUCCUCUGUUAGCAUCAGUGUCCAAGUUUAACUCAAUUUCCAACUCAACUCACCUGUUCACCCUGAACAGAGUCAGCCAUGCCACUAGACAGGUUGUUGCAGGUUUCAGGUACAAGCUGAGAUUCGACAUGAAGAAAACGACGUGUGCAAAGGCUGAGCACAAAGAUCUCAACGACCUGUGUGUCCCAGAUGAGGACAAUAUGGAGUUUGCAAACUGUAACGCUACCGUGGAUAUGGCACCGUGGAGACUGGAGCAGCCGGGCGUCCUCCUGGCGCAGUGCGAAAACAGAGCCCUACCUUUGCCUCGGCGCCGUCCUCCCGGCUGGUCUCCUCUCAGGAACCGGGAUCCACCUCCGCCCGCCUCUUCACCGUCGCGGUCUCCUCCGUCGAUACAAUCCCCCUCCAAGGCUCCAGCCAAAGAGGAAUCAUCCGAGGAGGACACGACGGCCUCCAAACCGUCAGCCUCCCCCAACGCCAACAACCACCCCUUCCACUGCCCCUCCAACCCCUGGAAACAAUUCAAGCCGGUCCAACCCGUAGCGCCCUCCCAGAAGCCGCCAUUGCAGGGAGAAUUUAGCGAUACUGACCUGCUUUCUUAAGAUUCCUUCUCAAGAAGCCGCAUUUAUUGUAUGUUCAGGUUUAAAAAAAGUGUCCUCAAUGAAUUAUGUUUAACUGUUUUUUUUUCUUGUACACAAGGCUCUAUUGAUGAUUUAAAUCUUUCCAGAACCACCUUCGGGGCUAAAGGCUGUUAGCAGACAUACUUUUAUUGUAACCCGUUUCUAUAUUCUUUGGUUCAAAGUAACCAGAUUUUCUAUUUAAAAGUGUUUAAAGCCUGAUAUAAUUCAGGCUUUCAGUGAGCCAGUAGCAGUACUACCAACUGACUACUCAAUGAUAAAUGGGAAAAAAAGCUAGCUAGGGUGCUAGCGGUUAAUUAACAGCUAGUUAGCCGUAGCAUCAACGACCAUAGAUAUGUUGCGUCAACGGCACAAAGUCACAGAACAUAAUGAAGACGUCUGCGUGCGACCCAAACAUUUGCCUGACAGAAAAGCCUCAAGACAAAAACAAACUGCAUUGAAUGUG